Messenger RNA from Prorocentrum cordatum, 4823 nucleotides. The record is from the annotation of a GenBank genome assembly. Lineage: Eukaryota; Dinophyceae; Prorocentrales; Prorocentraceae.
AUGUCUUUCGGAUAUCACGGAAGGUUCCGCUCGCUUUGGAUUGAAUGUGCAUAUGCGCAAACCGCCCGACGGUUCCAAUAACACCAAAGAGCCGUUCCGUAACCAUUUCGGUUCAAGAUCUUUGUCGUUGCGAAAACAUGUCGCACAAUUCGAGCACCAUUAGUUGCUCUGCAACCCGUUCCAGCAGUUCCCACUUGGCACGUCCAUCGGAAUCGCAAUGGCUCGCAAAAGGGCGCUCGUCGGCGAGUUCGUGGGCACCUUCCUUCUGAUGUUUACCCUCGGCUGCAACGUCCUCAGCGGCACGGCAGCGGCGGGCAGUUCGAUCGGUUUCCCCCUCAUGGUCGGCAUCUACGCCCUGGCAAAAGUUUCUGGAGCGAACUUCAACCCCGCUGUGUCUGUCACGCUCGGCCUCGUCGGCAAGUUGCCCUGGGCUGACGUCUUCCUCUACUCGUUGGUGCAGACGUUGGCGGGCGCGCUGGCGGGCAUCCUCGCCCGCGCGAUCUUCAAGAGCUCGGAGUUUGCCCUCGCCCUCGGGCCCGCGGAUGGCUUCGAGUGGUGGCAGGCAGGCGUGUGUGAGCUCGUGUACACGUUCAUGCUCUGCUUUGUCGUUCUCAAUACUGCCUGCGCCGCGGCGAACGCGAGCUCUCAGUUCUACGGCCUCUCGAUCGGCCUCGUGAUCGUGGCGGGCGCGUUCGGGGCGGGCGCUGUCUCCGGGGGCUGCUUCAACCCCGCCGUGGCGUUCGGCGUCUACGCUGGCGGCAACCACAGCCCCGGCAGCCUGAGCUACUUCCCCGUGUACGCCGCUUUCGAGUUUGUGGGCGGUGCGCUGGCGGCAUUUCUGUUCAAGCAGGACGCGGAGCUGUCCCUGGACCAGUCCGCUGGCACCGCCUCCGCUGGCACCGCCGAUGCGACGGGUGACUUCGACGCUGCCGCUGGUGAGGUCAUGCAGAUUUUCGUGAAGACGGUGACGGGGAAGACUAUCACCCUGAGCGUGCGAGCCAGCGGCACCAUCGAUAGCGUCAAAGCGAUGAUCCAGGAUAAGGAGGACAUCCCUUCCGCCACGCAACGCUUGAUCUUCGCCGGCAAGCAGCUUGCAGCUGGGCGCACGCUGUCGGAUUCCAACAUUCAGAACCACUCGACAUUGCACCUCAACCUCGGCCUGGUCGGGGGCAUGCCGAGGAACGGCGCGGGCCUCCCCCAGGCAGAGAGCUGGGAUGACAGGCCGCCAGAACUGACCCAGGAUCCAAUCCAGGCGUCCCAGCCUCGAGCCCCACAGGCGCCCCAGCCCCAGGCGCCAGCGGCCCGCGGUGGACGCCGCGGGCAAGCGCGCGGCCGCGGGAGCGGAGGCUGCCGCGGGAGCGGAGAUCGCGGACGCCGUGCUGCGGCGCCGGCGGCGCUUGACGCCGACGCUGGAGCCGAGAGCGGCGGCGGCCGCCGUGCGGCGGCGGCGGCGGCUUUGGCGGCGGCGGCUGGCGCCGAGGCUGGCGCCGACGCUGGCGGCCGCCGUGCUGAGGCGGCGGCCGCUUUGGCGGCGGCGGCUGGCGCCGAGGCUGGCGCUGACGCUGGCGCCGAGGCUGGAAGGGUGGGCGCACAAGUCCCGCACCGAACACCCGAUGAGAAAACCCACGGACGGCGAAAAGCAGCAGGUGAGAGACGAGUACACGCAGAUUGUGGGAGACGGACAGGGCGGUGCCGCGCGAGCGUUUGCACAGCGCCUCCGAGAGCACGAGGAUCACGCUCGCGACGCGGGCGCCGUUGGCCGCGCUGCUGAACCUGAGCCGUAUCGCAUCGAAUUCGGGCAGCACAGGAGAAAGACGGUGGCAGAGGUGGCGACAGGGUUUGGCCACAAGCAGCACGGGUCCGAGGACGACAAGAAGCAGGGGAUGGACUACCUCGCUUGGGCCGUCGUGUCCAAACUACAUCACAAGUACCCCAUGUUUGAAAAGGCGCUCAGGGACGAGGGCCUCUGGGAGGAGGUUGCCGCCAAGGCGCCGGCCAAGAAGACGGACAUGCAAGAGGCCAUCGUGCUCCAGAGCCAGGAGCAGGAAAUUCGGAUCGCUGCCGGGGAGACGGUGCACAGAGAGUUGGUGAAGUUGCGAGAAACGCAGAUGGCGAUCAUCUCGCAGGAGGUGGGGGCCGAUGGCGCCGUGGUGUCUUCUUUUGAUGCGACGGCGGCUCCUAAGCGGAAGCGCGCGAGGGAGCACAGGGCACAGGCGAAGACGCUUAUCUCCCAUUGCAGACACUGCGGUAAGUUUGGGCACAAGAUAAAGACCUGCCCCCUCCUUCAAAAGGAGGCUGCAGACGCAGCCGUGGUUCGGCCCGAUGGCGGCGUGGACCCUCUGCAGAGACGUCUGUGGCGCACGGUUGCUCACUUGAAGUACACGUGGCUGCAGAACAGGACCCCGCUUUACGAGGGCAAACCGACCAAGCGUUGCAGGGUGCCACUGGCGCGCAGAUCCGUGUCUUACGACGAGCUGGCGCGCAUGACUGUUCGUGGAUGGGUACGCUUCGCCUUCGACAGCAGCCUCCUGCACGACAUGCGCGGCGAGCCGUGCCCCGACCCUACAUGCAAGGAGAAACCCAGCCGUUUCAGCAUCGGCAAGCCGAGCAUUCUCGGGCCGUGGCGCGUGCGCAAGCAGGUGGCAGGGAAGGUGGAAGACGUUGGUCGCUGGGACGCGAUCUAUCGCUGCGAGCACUGCAGACACUCCUACACAGUGUUCGGCGGACGCGCGCUGUUCGCCCACGGAGACCUCAUGAGCCAGGCGUCGCGCGCUUUCUGGAACUACGUGCAGGGUGUGAGCAUGACGUGUUCCGCCUUGCAGAUGCGCCGCUCGGAGGACUUGAUGCGCGAUUGGUACGGGGUGGCGAGGGAAGUGGUCGCCUGGGACGCUGUCCGGAGGCAGGAGCGCAUCAUCUUCGGGAAGAAGGGGCCGCUCACCACCACUCUGGAGUACGACGAGUCCUCGUUCGGCUCGUGGGAGACGGUUGAAGAGGGCCGCCGAGUGUUUCACACCUGGGUACUUAUCGGCAUCAUGGAGAGGGGCAAUCCAGAGUCCAUGUGGUUCGAAGAGUACGGAGUCACCACGUCUCACGACGUGCACCGGUGCCCCCCUGCCGAGAAGGCCAGGUGGGUGGAGAUCUGCAACCGCCUCUUUGACAAGGACACCCUAGCCAUCGGAAUGUCGGACGAGGCGAAGUGCUACGACAUCGAACACGAAGGGAUUCUGCAGCACUACACCGUCAAGCAUGUCGAGAAAGAGUGGAGCCGCCCAGAGCCCGCCAUCCUCGCAAACGUGGAGACUCGCGAGACUCCCCCUGGAAUGGCGAGCACACACCUCAUUGAUGCUGCGUGGGGCAAGAUGAAAGACGGGGUGCCCAACGGGCUGUCUGUGAAUACUCCGCAGGGGCGAGCAGCGUGCGAUUGGCAGCACCACAUGGCCCAGGCGCGCGCCGCGCAGGACCCGGGCCUCACGUCUGGCUUCGCUCACAAGGUGGGCAAGGCCCGAGGCAAAGCACGAGGCAAGGCGCGUCUCCCGCUGGUCGACGAGGCGGCAGCGCUGGCCGCCAAGGCGGUGAGCGAGGUGGACUGCAGCGGCGAGGAGGGCCCCCCAGUGCUGAAGCGGCCCGCGAGGUUGACGGCGGCGCCAGCGGCCGCUUCGACGGGGGCGCCACAGGCCCCCUCGACGGCGCCAGUGCCCACGCUGCCGAUAUUGGAAGACCCUGGCGCUGCCGCGGAGGAGUCCGACGGCGAUUCCGUGGAGGAGAUGGAGGCCCCUGCGCUGCUGCCCCCGGAUGGCAAUGGCGAUGGCAGGAUCGGCGCCGCGCCGCGCCCUCGGUCACUCGGGGGGUGGCCGUGCAAACUAUUGGGCAAAAUGGUAGGCCGCGAGGUGCCGGCGCCUCCGUGGUUCAACGAUGUGCGGACCGGGGCAAUUGCAGCGGGGCACGGCAGGCAGCGCGCUUCCACCUGCGGCCUCCAUGCCCUCCAGCAUCUCCUGGCACGCACCGGCCCUGAUGUCGUGCUCACCCGACAGGCGUUCGAGGCGCGUUGCAGGUCCGACGAGGUGGACGCUGAUGGCAAUUACGAGUUCAGGGCCAUGCAUCGCAACUUGUACGCUUUCCAGUGCUGCGUGGAGCCCAUGCUGCCCGAAGUGGUCGAGACCGUGACAGUGCAAGGAGAUGACGGCUCAUGGCCAGCAUUGUUCGCGGGGGGGACCUCGGAGGGAGCAGCAGAGGCCAGUACGCAGCAGCAGGAGCUGCUCGGCGGCGCGGAGUUCCGGCGUCUGCCGGGCGGCAGUCCGUCGGGCGGCGGUGACGUCAACGGCCUGGCCGCGGACCUCGAGCAGGAGAAGGCGCGCACCGCGGAGCUGGAGCGGCGCCUCGCCGCUGCGGUGCUCGCCAGCAGGGUGCCCGGCGGCACGGCCAGCGCCUCCGCGAGGCCCUCGCAGGCGGGGCCCCGGUCGUUCUGCGCCAGGGAGGCCGGCGGCUCUGUCUUCGACGCCGCCUAUUUCUCGGGAUCCCUGACGCUGAUGCCAGACCCGGCCGGUGCACUGAGGGCGGUGGCGCCCCUGCUGAAGCCUGGCGGCCGCGUCUUCGUCACGCAGACCUUCCAGAAGAGGCACGUGCCGCUGCUGGCGUAUAUCAAACCGGCGCUGUACUAUCCGGGUGCGCUGGAAGGCACUCUCACGUAUCAAGCGGACAUCAAGCGUAUUGUGGCAUCCGUCGGAGACAUGUACGAGGAGGUCGAGAGCGCGCCGAUCCCCGGCUCCAUCGACACCCCGGUGCAGACAGCGAUGCUGAUCGUGCUGAGGCUCAAGAAGCUGUGA